UCGAAAGAUAAUAUUCAAGAUAUAUUUUAAUUUAACCUCAUCAUUCCGAAAUUGUUCAAAAUUUCUAAUUUUUGUCAUCUAAUACUCACGAGUUAUUGACGCGUUUGCUUAUGUCAAGAGUCUGAAAUUCUAAUAUGAUCUCUUCAAGGGAAAAUUUGAUAGAAAUAACAGUGAGAGUAGUGCUAAUGAUUUUAUUUAGAUACUACGAUAAAGCUACACCUUUUAUUAGACAAAUUCAACCAGAAGAAAUAUGGCUUUAUAAUAACCCAGUAACUAAAAGUUAUGUUCCUUCACCAAUACUAUGGUCUAUAUGUAUUGGCUUUCCAGCAAUAUGUUUCACAUUGUUCUUCAUCUUUGAUCCAACCAGCAGAAAAGAAUGUAAAUUAGCUAUAUCAGGGCUAACUUUAGCCUUUUCUUUGAAUGCAUUUUUAACAGCGUAUAUUAAAAUACUUGUUGGUAGACCAAGGCCGGAUUUCAUAGAAAGAUGUUUCCCCUUGGAGAAAGGGACAGAUUUCACACAAUGUAUAGGACCUAUUGAUCAUGUAUAUGAUGGGAGAAAGAGUUUUCCUAGUGGUCAUUCAUCUUUUUCAUUUGUUGUUAUGGUCUUUAUGUCAAUGUUUUCUGCUAGAAGGUUGAAAAUUUGGACAACUGAAAGAUUAAGAGGUCUUAAAUUCAUUUUAUGUAUAUUACCAUUAUUAUUGGCAACAACUAUUGCCAUCAGCAGAACUUGUGAUUAUCAUCAUCAUUAUCAAGAUGUAAUUGUGGGUAGUGGGAUGGGAUCUCUUAUAGCAUAUGCUGUAUUUCAAUUAUAUUUGAAAACAGGUGCAACAAAUUCCAUUAUGGUGAAGCCAAUGAUAAAUAACAAGAAAAUAGGAGACUGCUCAUCAUUCAGUAAAUAAUAUUAAUAUUCAUGUGAAAUAUUUAGUAGGGAAAUUGUUUUUUGUACUGUUGAAAUUAUAUUUUGUACAGUCAAUUUAUACAAAUUAUGUUUUUAUUGGAAGUGAUAGUAUAAAUUAAUUCAACUCAAUAAAUUUUCUCCACUCCAUCCUA
Harmonia axyridis is the source of this 1050-nucleotide messenger RNA. Its product is annotated as phospholipid phosphatase 5. The record is from RefSeq and is a predicted model, not a curated record. Gene Ontology annotation, biological process: phospholipid metabolic process. Gene Ontology annotation, molecular function: phosphatidate phosphatase activity. NCBI's taxonomy places the organism in Eukaryota, Metazoa, Arthropoda, Insecta, Coleoptera, Coccinellidae. The transcript has 3 exons. Bases 135 to 899 code for a protein of 254 amino acids.